This is a messenger RNA of Monodelphis domestica (gray short-tailed opossum), 1437 nucleotides long. Its product is annotated as olfactory receptor 11H4-like. Gene Ontology annotation, biological process: G protein-coupled receptor signaling pathway. Lineage: Eukaryota; Metazoa; Chordata; Mammalia; Didelphimorphia; Didelphidae. Gene Ontology annotation, molecular function: olfactory receptor activity; G protein-coupled receptor activity. The record is from RefSeq and is a predicted model, not a curated record. Gene Ontology annotation, cellular component: membrane.
ACAGCUCAGGAACCAAUGAACAAGUCAGAAGCGCACACUGUGACUGAAUUUGUCCUCCUAGGCUUCCCUGGGGACUGGGAGAUACAAAUCUUACUCUUUUCUUUAUUUUUGAUAGUCUAUAUCCUGACCAUGAUAGGAAAUGGGGCCAUCAUCUGUGCAGUGAAGUGGGACCAAAGACUCCACACUCCCAUGUACUUCCUACUGGGGAAUUUUGCCUUCCUAGAGAUCUGGUAUAUCACCUCCACUGUUCCCAGCAUGUUGGAAAACUUCCUCUCAGAGACCAAAGCCAUCUCCUUUGCUGGUUGCUUCCUCCAAUUCUAUUUCUUCACCUCUCUUGCUGCAACUGAAGUCUACUUCUUAUGCAUCAUGGCUUAUGAUCGUUAUCUUGCCAUCUGCCACCCAUUGCACUACCCAAUCAAAAUGACCUUACAGCGCUGUUACACUUUGAUAUCUGUGUGCUGGGUGCUUGGUUUCCUAAGCUAUUCUCUAACUACUGUGCAACUCUCCCAGUUGACAUUCUGUGGUCCCAACAUCAUUGAUCACUUUAUUUGUGACCUAGAUCCACUCAUGGCUCUAUCAUGUGCCCCUGCUCCUACCACUGAAAUUCUGUUUUAUAUCAUAAACUCCCUCAUCAUCAUUCUUACUGCAAUUUACCUCCUUGGAUCAUAUAUCCUGUUACUAAGAGCUGUGCUGCGAGUUCCCUCAGCAGCUGGUAGACGAAAAGCCUUCUCCACAUGUGGAUCUCAUCUGGCUGUGGUCUGCCUCUUCUUUGGGAGUCUGAUGAUCAUGUAUGUAAGCCCAACAUCUGAGAACUCAGGAGAAGCACAGAAGAUAAUAACCUUGUUCUAUACAGUUGUGACACCAUUUUUAAACCCCCUGAUUUAUAGCCUCCGAAAUAAGGAGAUGAAAGCUGCCCUGAGAAAACUCAUUCGGAUAUCUUCAGAAUAGCCAAAUAUAUAAAUUUGACAUGUGAUUCAAUAUUCUAGUAGUGUAUAAUUCAAUUCAACAAACAUUGAUUACAUGCUUGUCAGGAGAAAAACACUAGAGGAGAUAGAGAGAUAAAUGAUUAAGAAAAGCACAGUCUCCUACUACAACUGAAGGUUAUACUUCAGAAGGUGAGUUGAUCUGUUUAGGUCUUGGCAUGCUGGAUUAAGCUUCUGUCUGCUGAGUUCUACUCAGAUUCCUAGAGCAGAGUUAAAGGAGAUCAAAACCACAUUCAAGGAAAUAGCUCUAUCUGUUCCCUUCUUCUUACUUGUGGAAUCAAGCAGGUUUCCCUGUUGCCUGCCAUAAUCCCUUACAAGAUUUCCAAGAGCCAUCUGAUCUGGUGCCUCCAAUAUUUACCAUGCUAUAGCUUACCUCUAUAAUCAGCACUCCCAUCAUCAUUAUCCCUCUCCUAUCUGCACCCUUCUACACAAUUCGCUUCAGAGCUGGUUGGAC